AUGAAAAAUAAAUUAUGCUCUGUAGAAAAUCUUACACUAACAAGUGACAUUUGGUCAGAUCUACAAAGGCGAAGUUAUCUAGGUGUAACUGCUCAUUUUGGCAUCGGAAUUGAAUUUCAUGUUGUAACUUUAGGUGUUUACCACUUAGAUGAAAGGCAUACUUCCGAAUACAUUGCACAAACGCUCACUAAAACAUGUGAAGAGUGGGGAUUUAAUACUGAUAAGGUCACAGCAGUAGUAACAGAUAAUGCUGCAAAUAUGGUAAAGGCUGUCGAAAUAGCAUUUGGGAAAAAAAAGCAUAUACCUUGUUUUGCGCAUACACUUAAUUUAGUAACUCAACAUAUUUUGGCUAUUCCAGAACUACAGGAAAUAUUACCAAAAGCAAAAAAAAGUCCCUCCACUCCAUCGCUUGGAGCUUUCCCGACGUCAUGGAUAAUCCUGCGUUAG
Messenger RNA from Leptosia nina, 447 nucleotides. The record is from the annotation of a GenBank genome assembly. Lineage: Eukaryota; Metazoa; Arthropoda; Insecta; Lepidoptera; Pieridae.